GACCUCCGUGUCUUCCUCCCUCUCUUCCCUGGUGGCGGUUUGGUCGUCAUCCUUGGACCCGCACGUUUAGGAACUCAAGCCUGGGACAAUGGUGUGCAUUCCCUGUAUCGUUAUUCCAGUGCUGCUCUGGAUCUUCAAAAAAUUCCUGGAGCCAUACUUAUUCCCUCUGGUUUCCCCUGUGGUCAGUCGUCUAUGGCCUAAAAAAGCUAUACAAGAAUCCAGUGCUAAAAAUACAGGCAAAGUAGACUGCAAGGGUGCAGAUACCAUUGGAUUACCCGCAAAAGGACCAAUAGAGGUCUCUGAUAAAAAGAAAGACUAGCGCGGUUUUCCUGAAAGCCCCUGGCUGUUUUCAAAUGGACCCGGUAAUAUGAAGCACCUUCUUUGUCUCUUGCCUUUUUUCUCUGAGACCAGGAUUCUAGAUAAACAGUUUAGCUAGCUAUCUGAUACUGAUCAGGAAGUAAAUGAUAUUUAUAUUAAAAGUGUAAGUAGUUAUAUUUAAUGACCUCACCCUGAGUUUCUUUUCAUUAAGGUAGCUUUUAUUUCUGUUAUUCCAUUUUACUAAUAUGAAUAAAUAGAAGGUUUGUGUGAGCAGACACUCAGAACUUGAAGUCCGUGGGCCUUUGCAUUGUUUCGCAUAAAUUUGGCUGCUGUUUUCGCUUCCUGUGGGCUCUUGUGACUUGAGCAGGAUGAGUCUAACUGU
Molecule: messenger RNA, 700 nt
Organism: Peromyscus californicus insignis
Lineage: Eukaryota; Metazoa; Chordata; Mammalia; Rodentia; Cricetidae
Product: UPF0729 protein C18orf32 homolog
Exons: 1
Coding region: 89-319 (76 amino acids)
Biological process (GO): positive regulation of canonical NF-kappaB signal transduction
Source: RefSeq, a predicted model, not a curated record